CUGUCACUAGCUAUAUUGUCAAUAAACUGCCAGCUGAUUUUUCACAACAGCAAAGUGUCGGUUCACUACAAACACCAUUAAUUACACCAAUAGCAAUUAGUAGUUUAUAUAAUGUUUGGCAGCCUGAAGAAGAAGCUUAGCAAUGCAAUACAGGAGGGCAUUGUAAUUUCGGAGAGCCUGCAGCAACAGUACCGUCAGCGCGUCAGUAGCAGUAGCAGCCAAUCCAGUCUAGCAUCAAAAUCCAUUCCAACCACGCCACUGAGCCAAAACGAAAGCUUCACAUCAAGUCUCAAUAGCACUAGUACACAUUCGCUGACCGGAAACUUGGCUGACGGUGUGCCUGUGCAGUUAAAUGUCGCAGCGGGCUGUAACUUGUUAGCCAAAUAUGAAGACGACUGGCAAGUCAUGCACACAGCAAAUGAAGAGAAUGCUGCGCGGGCGGCGUCAGUUGCCACACAAAUUACAGCUGUAGAGCAUCGAGCCAGCAUGCAGCGGGCCACAAUCAAUGAUCUCAAUAGUUGUUUAGCUAAAUUACCCGAGCUGGUGACUAAACUUAAAGCCAGUGUAGCCACAUUACAAUCUAUGAAAAAAUUGGGUGAGCAGCUUGAAAUUGAAUUGGAGAAGUUAGAAGAUCUUUGUGAGGAGUGCGAAUUACAAGAGUUUAUGCUGGAAAAACAAUUUGAAUUGUCGAGGCACAAGCAAAACAAACUGAAUUCCUUGGAACAAUACAGACAACAAAUUGCUGCGCAACAUCAAGAAAAAAUACGUGCACAUGAGCAACACUUGAGACAAAUUCAAAAAGAGCGUAAUGCCGUUUUCGACAAUGCGUUUCAAGGGGAUCUUCAGGAGUAUAAGCAACAUGGCCAAUUGACAAAGAUACAAACAAAAGCAAACAACCUUAGUCUGGAGGAGGUGGUUUUGGAACAUAGUGACGAGGAGGCCAAGGAUGCCCUGGAACAAUUUCUUAAUGGUUGACAACUUGCAUAUGUAAAUCUAUAUGCUCUUUGUGCCUUAUAUACUGCAAUAUUUUUCUAUUUAUGCUUAAUGUGGUGUAACAGUUUCUUAUGUUUAUAUAG
This is a messenger RNA of Drosophila busckii, 1076 nucleotides long. RefSeq names its product dysbindin protein homolog (gene Dysb). Gene Ontology annotation, cellular component: cytoplasm. The coding region runs from base 112 to 975 and encodes 287 amino acids. The transcript has 2 exons. Gene Ontology annotation, biological process: negative regulation of protein kinase activity. The record is from RefSeq and is a predicted model, not a curated record. Lineage: Eukaryota; Metazoa; Arthropoda; Insecta; Diptera; Drosophilidae.